AUGACUGUUGCUGAGUAUACUAGCAGGUUUGAGGAGUUAUGUCGCUUUUCUCGUAUUUGUCAAGGUGCGCCCGAUGAUUUUGCUGAGUGGAAAUGUAUUAAGUAUGAGGGAGGUCUUCGAAGUGAUAUUCUGAUCUUCGUUGCACCAAUGGAGAUCAGAGUAUUUUCAGAACUGGUAAACAAAAGUAGAGUUGUUGAGGAUUGUCUGAAAAAGGCGACAUCAGAUAAGAGUGAUCAGCGAAUUUUUGUUAGGAGAGAUCAGGGAAGGAACUUCGCCCCUAGAGGACAAGAUUUUAAGCGAGGCGGUUACACCCCACAACCACAUUUGGGUCAGAAUAACUUCCAGAGAUUCAGUAAUAAUAACAGCCAGGGAAGAGGCAAAGGAAAGCAAGCUCAGACCCCACCGAAUGAUUUAACUUGUAGGAAGUGUGGAAAGUACCACCCGAAUACUCCGUGCAGGGCUGGUUUAGGUGUAUGCUAUUACUGUGGUGAAGCUGGGCAUUUGUCUUGGAAUUGUCCAGAAAAGAAGAAGAAUCAAGAAGCUGGAAAGGCACAACAUCAGGGACGCGUGUUCACUAUGACAGCGGAUGGUGCUGGAACCGCAGAUACUCCGAUUAGAGGUAAUCACGCACUGAUGAUCGAAAUUUCCGACUGCCUUGCGUAA
This is a messenger RNA of Arachis stenosperma, 663 nucleotides long. RefSeq lists its product as uncharacterized. Gene Ontology annotation, molecular function: zinc ion binding; nucleic acid binding. Bases 1 to 663 code for a protein of 220 amino acids. The transcript has a single exon. NCBI's taxonomy places the organism in Eukaryota, Viridiplantae, Streptophyta, Magnoliopsida, Fabales, Fabaceae. The record is from RefSeq and is a predicted model, not a curated record.